ACCCCUGACGUCAAUCAAUUCAUGGUAACGGAAGUGACGUAAUUCAGCCUUUACACAUGCGCAGACUGAUCGCGUACUCUGCUACCGAUCGUCUUGUUAAAGCGUGGUCUUUAAGUCUGCGUUAAUUCGUUCCUUUUUAAGUUUGUACAUAUUCCAAAAUAUGACAAACUAAACUUUAUUCAUGUCAGGAUUAACUCGACUUGACUCAGUGAACUUUGAAGCUUCUGAGGCUAACUUGGCCUGCUACUUAGCUUAGCUUGCCAGCUGCUAACAAAGAGACCCAGAAGUUAUUCACACAACGCCAAUCGGGCACAAUUGUGAGUGUAGAGUGUGGAAAUUGUGCGAAUAUGUGCAAAAUACAAAUGCUAAGACUGUUGGAUAAUUAGCGACUAACUGGUUGUGGAAUAAGUAUUUGUAGUUUUACAAGGAAAGAUAGCGGAAUACGAGGGGGGCGACUUUCUCCAACCAGAGGUGAACUAACGACACCUGGAUGCUGUUUUCAAGAAGCAUCAAGUUUUGUUACGCAGAACAGCUACAGUUAGCAAGUCAAGUGCAGCGGCAGCGAUCGUUUAGUUUGUCCUCUAGCCUGGACUUUUAACAUGGAGGAUUACAUAUCUAAAAUAAAACAGUUUUCUAAAUUGGAUUUUCAAUCGAAGCAGGAGGUUAUAAUUAAAGGAAGACCGACACCGGAGCUAAAAGGUUUGCUUCAGACUUCGGAACAGGAGACCCGUACUUUUCAAACGGCGUGGUACACACGAAAAGGCUGGCUGUGUGGGUGUCCAGCAAGAAACCGCCUUUUCUGCUUUUCCUGUCUUCUUUUCUCUUCUUGUGACAAUGUCUGGACUCAGAUGGGAUAUUGCGACCUGAAGAAUUUGCAGAGAAGCAUCAUCAAACAUGAGCGGUCGACCACUCACAUUCACAGCCAGAUCGCGCUCAAAACGUUCGGGAUGUCCAGGAUAGACUUGGCUUUGGAUGAACGGCGAAGACUCAACAUAAGCACCCACAAUGCUAAGCUACUACAGCAUCGGUGGAGCGGCCAUUCUCAGCACUGAAAAGAAUCAAAACAUACAGUCGGAACAGGACCGAUCAAGGACGACUUUCUUCCCUGGCAGUGAUCUCCAUCGAGACAGAGAGACUUUUAAAACUGAAGAAAGAUAAGGAAGACUUCUAUAGACAAGUUAUCGAUGCUUUUGUUCAGAAGGAGCGGCGCAUUGACUUCAUUUAUAAGAAAAGACGUGUGUAAGAACAUAUUUUCCUGAGCAGCAGAAUGGAGCAGGAGCAACCACAGUCCCCCCACAUUAAAAAGGAAGAGAAAGAGCCACAUUCCACCCACAUUAAAGUGGAAGACGAGGAGCUCCAGCCCCCUCUUUUUAAAGAGGAAAAGGAAGAAUACAGCAUCAGUCAGAAUGGAGAGGAUCUUGAAGGACUGGAGGAGGUUGAUGUCCCCAAGAUGUCAUUGACUGGUGUCAUUGUGAAGAGUGAAGAUGAUGAGGUCAAAAGUGAAAGUGAGGAGGAGAGAGGGAUGGAGCCUCCAAACAGCAGCUCAACUCAACACAUGACAACAGAAGCUGAUGGAGACCACUGUGGAGGAUCACGAGCAGGCAAACUCUUAGCUCCACUAUCGGAUAGUGAUGACACAACGUCACACUCUCCUGACACUGAUGAUGAAGACUCUGAAGCUGAUAACACAGGUCACACUGACAACACACACUUUGAAUGUUCUCACUGUGGCAAAAUGUUUAAUCAAAGUCGUAAUCUGAAAAGACACAUGAGAAUACACGGUGGUAAAAAACCUUUUUCUUGUUCAAGCUGUGGUAAAUGUUUUACACAAAAUCAUAAUUUGAAAACACACAUGAGAACACACACUGGUGAAAAACCCUUUCCUUGUUCAACUUGUGGUAAAUGUUUUACACAAAAUAAUCAUUUAAAAAUACAUAUGCGAAUACACACUGGCGAAAAACCUUUUAUCUGUUCAAUUUGUGGUAAAGGUUUUACGGAAAAUAGUAAUUUGAAAGCACACAUGACAAAACACACUGGUGAAAAACCAUUUUCUUGUUCAAUCUGUGCUAAAAGUUUUACUCUCAACAUGAAUUUGAAAACACACAUGACAACACACACGGGUGAAAAACCUUUUUCUUGUUCAAUCUGUGCUAAAGAUUUUACACAAAAUAUACAUUUGAAAAGACACAUGACAACACACACUGGUGAAAAACCUUUUUCCUGUUCAAUCUGUGGUAAAGGUUUUACACAAAGUAGUGAUAUGAGAAGACACAUGCCAACACACACUGGUGAAAAACCUUUUUCUUGUUCAUUCUGUGCUAAAAGUUUUACACUCAAUGUAAAUUUGAAAACACACAUGACGACACACACUGGUGAAAAACCUUGUAUCUGUUCAAUCUGCGCUAAAGGUUUUACGAAAAAUAUACUCUUGAAAAGACACAUGGCAACACACUCUGAUGAAAAACCUUUUUCUUGUUCCAUCUGCGGUAAAGGGUUUACACAAAAUAGUGAUUUGAAAAGACACAUGAAAACGCACACGGGUGAAAAACCUUUUGUCUGUUCAAUCUGUGCUAAGUGUUUUACGGAAAAGAGUAAUUUGAAAGCACACAUGAGAACGCACGCUGACAAGAAACCUUUUUCUUGUUCAAUUUGUGCUAAAGGUUUUGUACAAACACAUACGUUGAAAAGACACAUGAGAAGACACACUAGUGAGGAAGUGUGAGUUGUGGUGUGUGUGAUGAAAGACGUGAGAGCAUCAGCAACAAAUGAAGCUGCGGGCUUUUGCAAAAAUGUGUACCGUUUAUAGACCAGAAUGUUUUAUAUUAGUAGUGUAUGUAUGUUUUAGGUAUGUUCAUUAGUAUACAACGUUGUGUACAUUCAUUUAAAAUACACAUUUUCUUUGACUGAACAUGUCUUCACUGACUGAAGCAUCAACUUAUUUCGACUACCCUCCUAUGAACUUUUUUGUUUGUUUUUAAAACAAACAGAACAAGAAAUGUUCCAUAAAAUAAACUGUUUGUGUAUAGUUGGUUGGAACUGCUACAUGUAGAUUUGUAAAAUAACCCCUCCCCCAAUGCCACAAUUUAUUUUGGUAAUGUAACCUUGGUUAUGUGCAGUAAAACCACUCAUGAACUCA
Messenger RNA from Nerophis ophidion (straightnose pipefish), 3136 nucleotides. Its product is annotated as gastrula zinc finger protein XlCGF26.1-like. NCBI's taxonomy places the organism in Eukaryota, Metazoa, Chordata, Actinopteri, Syngnathiformes, Syngnathidae. The transcript has 4 exons. Bases 1268 to 2722 code for a protein of 484 amino acids. Gene Ontology annotation, molecular function: RNA polymerase II cis-regulatory region sequence-specific DNA binding; DNA-binding transcription factor activity; protein dimerization activity. The record is from RefSeq and is a predicted model, not a curated record. Gene Ontology annotation, biological process: regulation of transcription by RNA polymerase II.